This is a messenger RNA of Mercurialis annua (annual mercury), 890 nucleotides long. RefSeq lists its product as uncharacterized. The transcript has 3 exons. Bases 246 to 824 code for a protein of 192 amino acids. The record is from RefSeq and is a predicted model, not a curated record. NCBI's taxonomy places the organism in Eukaryota, Viridiplantae, Streptophyta, Magnoliopsida, Malpighiales, Euphorbiaceae.
CUAUCGGAUUAGGCCUCAUACAUAUUUCUACUUGGACUCAGUUUGUAGAUAAAAAUAAAAUAUUUCAUUGAUUCUCCUUCCACUAUCUAUUCUUUGUGCAGAGCAGUGAAUCAGAAUUUGCAGAGCUAAACAACGCUAGAUUCCUCCGGUGACCAUACUCUACACUGCACUACAACAGGCUCAUGGCUCUGCAGGUAUUAAUUAAUGUGCAUUCGCCAUAAGCGACGUCGGUUUGAUACGUGUGAAUGAGUUUCGAUAUUGAAAUGCAGGAAGAAGGCUGGCCGCUUGGGUUAAGACCGGUGAAUGAGAGAGUUGCGUUGGUCCGAAAUGGCGAGUUUAACGGAUCUUUAUCGUCUACUACUUUGCUUACUGCCUCUUCUCCUCCAAGCUCCACCACUGAUGACUCUUCCUCAGAUCUUGAUACUCAGUCAACCGGAUCAUUCUUCCACGACAAGAGCAUCACCCUCGGUAGCCUCAUCGGAGUAAGUAGCGAUAAUGUUUCCGAGCUCUCGAGAAGAUCAAGUAGAACAAGAAGAAGAAGAAGAAGGGCAGACCAAACUUUUAACGAUCAAAAGAUGAAUAACAAACCUAAUUGUUUAUUCUGGUUAUGCUCAAAGCUAAGCAGUAGUGACGCUGUUAACACUAACGCAGCUUCACUCAGUCAUUUUCUUCAAGAGGAAAGAAGAGCUGCAGCCAACAACGUUAACAGAACUGGCGGAGUUAGUGAUUUUUGUCCGUUAAAUUCAGUAUCAAUUGAGGCAGAUGGGAAUGGGUAUGGACUUCCAUUUCUGUUUUCAUGCUUCUGUCCGCAACUAACUCAUUGAAUCUUUACUUCUUUUUCAUUAUUUCUUGGAUAUUUUAAUCACUCAAUUCACUUUAAUUUGCAUUGA